AUGGUCCAGGGAGCCAGGAUGCUUAGAAACUGGAAUGAACUUGCAAGCAGUAAUGUCCUGUGGAGGAAGCUGUGUCACAAAAGAUGGCUCUACUGUGACAUGGUCACCCUACAGCUCCAGGGCAAAGAGACAUGGAAGCAGUUCUUCGUUUACCGAACAUGGCAAGAACAUGCCAUGUCCCGGGCAAAGCCAGAAGAUUUCACUUACAAGGAAAUUCCUGUGGAGUUUGAAUUUCGGGCACAUCCAUGUUAUAUCUCAACGGGUGGCUUAACAAGAAAUGGACAAGGGAAGUCUGCUGUCUGUAUGGUGACUUCCAAGAACAGGAUUUCUACCUGGGAUAUUCAGGAGGUGAGUCUGGCUGACAAGUCACAAAAGUUACCCUCAUAUGGAUUCAUAGCUGAUACCACAGGUAAUCUGUACAUCUUUAGGAUUCCUGACUUACACCUCAUUUCCAACGUCAAUGUAUUCCCGCACGGUAUUGAUGAACUCCACUGCUCUCCUCAGAAGAAAUGGGUCUUUCUGAUUAGGAAACACCGACAGGUCUUGACAAAGGUGUUUUACAUGAACAGCUUGCUGAGGACAUCAGAAUUCUCUGACCCAGUGUCUACCAUUCUCGAAUUUCCAUUAUGCCAAGCAGUCUUCUGGACCCCAAGAAGGGAAGACAGGAUAACCCUGAUGUCCAGAAAUGUACCCCCAAACAUCACAACAUUUGGCACAUUUGAUAUGAAGUUGGAAGAGAUCGGGAACAAAGUAACUGUGCAAGGACAUUUGGUAGGAAGCUUCUCUUUGCAAGAUUACAAGGAGCGCGCAGAAUGGAUGGGAGUCAGUGAUAAGGAUACGAUUGUUUGUUCAACUGGAUCCUCUCUCUUGCUCUUCAGCAUAGAUGGUGUCCGUCUGCAGACAUUUCAGUACUGUCCAGAAGAGAUCUUGAGACUAUGGGUGGACCCAGUUCAUGUCAUUGUCACCUGUAACAAUGGCUCUUUGGAUGUAUACGCAUGGGAGGAGAGAAGCCCGCUGCUCAGGAAGUGUUAUCGACUACGAAAGAGGAGAUAUCUGCCACCGUCUGGCUUCAUUAUCAAAACAUUAUGUGAUGGCGUGAGCAUAAUUUUAGUGAUGGCAAAUAGCCCCACCCCCUGCUUUCUGAUGGCAUAUACCUUGACAUCUGCUCUUGAAAACUGA
Mus pahari (shrew mouse) is the source of this 1179-nucleotide messenger RNA. Its product is annotated as F-box/WD repeat-containing protein 15-like. The record is from RefSeq and is a predicted model, not a curated record. Gene Ontology annotation, molecular function: protein binding. Lineage: Eukaryota; Metazoa; Chordata; Mammalia; Rodentia; Muridae.